CUGAUGACGUUCGCCUUGUUGGAGAGCUGUUAUUAUUUUGUUCUUCUUCUUGAGUUUCACGCGAUAAGCUUAGAAUUCGUGUUUGCCAAUGAGAUCGUCUCAUCUUCCGAUAGUGACUAUGUGGUCGGCGGCCGAUGGAAACCAGCGAAUCAUUUUACUUGUGCGUGCGAUUAAAACACAGCGCACGUUUGCCCGCUGUUUUAAAGCUUCAUAAUGUAAAGAGAAGCUAGCUUCAACCCUCUGGACAUAAAGAAAGACAGCCAUUUUGACGUUGCAGGUUAGGUUGCAGCCAUGUUAGUGCGAGGUAUUUUCUUCAGCCUUACCUAUGUGUUGAGUUCAAUGUCUCCCUCAAUAAGCCAGGUAGCAGGAGAAAGCGGAGGAUAUUAUUUCCUCGGCGAACUAAAGUCGCAUGCUGAAUAUGAACCAUGGAAUUGGCUUGCCAAUGCCACUCUGCAAUUCUAUUUCAAAACUUGGAGCAAAUCUAAAAUGAUGAUGUUUUAUCAAGAGGAGAAAACACACGGCCAGCACAUGGAUUUAUUCUUGAUAAAGGGGAAACUUCGACUUCGCGUUAAGAUGGGACAAAACAUGGCUUCUAUCCAAAAGCGGUUUAUUGAGGAUAAAAUGGAUUUCGACGACUCGGGGUGGCAUGAAGUUAAAAUUGAGUUGUCUGGGAGCGAAAUACGUUUUUUUGUUAAUUCAACUGAUGGAAACGUAUACAGCGCAGAUCCAAUUCCAUACACAGAGUAUAAUCCGUCUACCACUAGCCACCAAAACAUCGAGUCUCUCCUAAUCGCUGGUCUUCCUUUUAGAAAGGGAUUUAAAGGGUCUGAAAUGUCCUAUCCAAGUUUUUUCAACGAAUUCUACGGAGGGAAUCCCUUCAGCUUCCAAGGAUGUAUUGGCAAUAUCAGAUUCAACCGAAUUCCAAAUGGUCGCUUAGAGCAAGCGAAACUUCUAACUAGUCCAAGUGAGGCGGAGAACAACUGCACUGGAGCAUGCGCAGAACGGCCUCAAAGAUGUGCCAAUGGAGGUCGAUGCGUCGAUUAUAUCAAAUACGCCGAGUGUGACUGCACAGGGAUUGGGUACCAAGGAGGGAGCUGCGAAAAACGUUCCACAACUGUGUAUAUCAAGGAAAAAGGACACAUAUCGUACAGCUUGGGUAUCGACAGUCCCUUACGUUCAACAGAAAGGAACGCAUUAGACUUUCUAUUUCUAACAAAUAAAGCAACCGACGGUGUUUUCUUUUACAUGAGAGGGAAUAAGGAUCACUUGCUUGUAGAGCUUGUCAAUGGGAGAGUGCGAGCUCAGGCAAACGUUGGAGGAGAUACUAUUGAAGUACAAAGUGGUAAAAGUUCCUUGAACGACAGCUGUUGGCAUUUCGUGGAGGUCAAACGAAGAAGGUCACGAUUGACACUAAUUGUUGACAAAGUCAGAACGAGUGGCAAUUCUUCAACUAAAAAGUUCAAAGAACUGAAUCUAAACAAUCACUCUAAUGUCAUAUACUUCGGUGGUGGACCAGCGAAGAAGAUACGAGAAAAAUCAAAAUCAAAAACACUCUCAUUCAACGGCUAUCUACAGAAGUUUCGAUUUGAAGGAAUGGAUGUUCUUGAAAAUGCAUUGUCAAACACAAAGGGUUUUUCUGGCACCGAGGUAAAUCGUAUAUCGUCGAGUAACACAAAUCUGAUAGACGCGCAAAUGAACUGUAAGCAGCCUGAUGAUGUUUCAGGCGACUGCUCCAAUGAUGACGACGACUCAGAAAUUUGUGCGACGUCGACACCGACACCCACCGCCAAACUGAUAACCACAGAGCCUGAGACUUCGGUACCAUCACGUGACCCUCCCGGUGGACCAAAGACCCAGGCAACGGUGGUUGCAAAAUUUCGAAACCCAACACCGAGACCCAGAGGCGUGUCCGCUUGGGUUAUCAUUGUAAUAGUACUCGGAGCAAUGGGUAUCGUCUUCAUCGUGGUAUUUUUACUUUACCGCUGGAAUCAUCGCUAUUCGGGCUCAUUUAAACCCAGUAAAAAUGAAGAGGGACAAAUUCAAGAGCCUGGGUCGGACUCAACUGAGCAGCAAUCCCGGACGUACAAUCAACCAGCGUUUUUCGUAUACAAGCCUCCUUUGAAAAAACCUACCGCUGAUAGUCCAGUGUCGAUUUAGAAGCGCAGUGUAUAAAACAGAGCACGUGGGGCUGAUUGCCAACAUUCUGCAUUGGUAUGAAGUGACAAUGGCGUCACAUUCAAGAAAUCUGAGAAGAUUACUACGUAUAUGCAUGAAAAAUUGGAUGGAUCGACAAUUUCACAGAGAAAUUGUGAACUACAGAGCAAAAGUACUCUCGAACAUUUGAUUUUCCUUGACUUCAAAAUCUGAUAAACGAUUUUUUCCAAAUGAUGGCUACAUCCCUUUGUUGGCAAAUGCUGACAAUUUGGUACAAUAUUUAAACAGUUGACCGUUUCCUUCAUUCUCGUUUGCUGUCUUUUAGACAGAGUAUUGAAUUGGAAGGAAAGCUAAGGCACUGAUCCGCUAAAGGAGUGAAAGAAAUCCCAAUUUCUCUGGAUAAAUACUGCAACUUUGAACAAAAGGGCGGAGUAUUCCUUAUGUUCAAAUACAAAAAAUGUGGUAGAAAAAUUUGGUGGGAUAUCUAAUGACGUUUAGAAAUUAUAUAUCUACUGUUACAUCUAUCAAAUUUUAACCCAAUUAUUUCUGAAGGAACUUCAGAGAGUUGAAAAGGCUUCAUUUAACUAUAUAGCCUGCCAUUUGAAACUAUGCGUUGUUAUGCUUGCAUUUAUCACAAAAAGAAAGCAAAACAGGUAGGUUACAAAACAAAUCGACCGUUUGAUAUUAGAAUUUGACCAAAAAAAAACCAUUCUUUUCUUCCGGACUGUAGGCGUAUUGAGAUUGUCAGAUGACAGAAAACCUUAGCCGUCCUAUUUCAUUAUGUAUGGAACGGCAAUAAGAUUUUCUUCUCCGAUUCCUUUAUAAAUAUCAAUUGAAUUUAUAUAGCAAUAUUUGAGUUGUGCCCACUGACUGAAGUUUCUUUCGGUGGAUUCAAAACGUUUGUAAAACUUUUACUCCAAUGAACUUUCACUGGUUGGUCUGAUUUAUGAAAAGAAAGAAACAAAAUGAAACGAGGCAACCUCCGGCUAAAAUUGUAUUGUUCUAAUACGUUUAAUAGGUAAGUGUGCAUUCAAUUUGACAACAAAGCUUUGUAA
Pocillopora verrucosa is the source of this 3209-nucleotide messenger RNA. Its product is annotated as neurexin-1b. Lineage: Eukaryota; Metazoa; Cnidaria; Anthozoa; Scleractinia; Pocilloporidae. The record is from RefSeq and is a predicted model, not a curated record.